Terrapene triunguis (Three-toed box turtle) is the source of this 330-nucleotide messenger RNA. Its product is annotated as histone H4-like. Gene Ontology annotation, cellular component: nucleosome. The transcript has a single exon. Gene Ontology annotation, biological process: nucleosome assembly. The record is from RefSeq and is a predicted model, not a curated record. Lineage: Eukaryota; Metazoa; Chordata; Testudines; Emydidae. The coding region runs from base 19 to 330 and encodes 103 amino acids. Gene Ontology annotation, molecular function: structural constituent of chromatin; DNA binding; protein heterodimerization activity.
CAACUUGAUGGAAGCAACAUGUCUGGUCGGGGCAAAGACGGCAAAGGACUUGGAAAGGGGGGUGCUAAGCGCCAUCAGAAGGUACUUUGCAAUAACAUUCAAGGUAUUACCAAACCGGCUAUUCGUCGUUUGGCUCGUCGUGGUGGUGUCAAGUGUAUUGGUGGGUUGAUCUAUGAAGAGACCUGUGGCGUGUUCAAAGUUUUUCUCGAAAACAUGAUCCGCGAUGCUGUUACUUACACUGAACAUGCGAAGCGGAAGACUGUGACAGCCAUGGAUGUGGUUUACGCUCUAAAACGCCAGAGUCAUACUCUGUACGGAUUCGGGGGCUAA